This is a messenger RNA of Closterium sp. NIES-65, 1758 nucleotides long. NCBI's taxonomy places the organism in Eukaryota, Viridiplantae, Streptophyta, Zygnematophyceae, Desmidiales, Closteriaceae. The record is from the annotation of a GenBank genome assembly.
AUGUUAAGGCCCGGAUUGUUGUUCUGUUUAUUGAAGGAGGAGGAGGAGGAGGAGGAGGAGGAGGAGGAGGAGGAGGAGGAGGAGGAGGAGGAGGAGGAGGAGGAGGAGGAGGAGGAGGAGAAGCAGGAGAGGGAGAAACACGCUGGCAUGGUAGCAACCUCCGCAUCAGGAGGCAUGGCGUCUGGGGGGAUUGUAAAGGAGGAACCUGAGGAGGAUGAUUGGAGAGCUGGGGAGGAGGAGAGCAAGGAGGAGAGUGAGGAGGAGACUGAGGAGGAAAGUGAGGAGGAAAAUGAGAAGGAACGUGAGGAGGAAAUUGAUGAGGAGAAUGAGGAGGAGAGCGAGGAGGUGGAGAGGGAGGAGGAGAAAAGUGACGAGGAAACAGAGGAAGAAAAUGAGAAGAAUGUGGAGGAGAAAACCGAGGAAAUAAUUGAGAAGGAUGAGGGGGACGAGGGAGAGGAGGAGGGAGAGGGGGAGGAGGGAGAGGAGGAGGAGGGAGAGGAGGGGGGAGAGGGGGAGGAGGGAGAGGAGGAAGAGGGAGAGGGGGAGGAGGGAGAGGGGGAGGAGGGAGAGGGGGAGGAGGGAGAGGAGGAGGAGGAGGGAGAGGGGGAGGAGGGAGAGGAGGAGGAGGGAGAGGAGGAGAAGGAAGAGGAGGAGGAGGAGGAAGGGGAGGAGGAGAAGGAAGAGGAGGAAGAUGAUGAGGAGAAGGAAGAGGAGGAGAAGGGGGAGGAGAAGGGGCAGGAGAAGGAAGGGGAAGAGGAGGAGGAGGAGGAGGAGGAGGAGGAGGAGGAGGAGGAGGAGGAGGAGGAGGAGGAGGAGGGAGUGGAAGGAGGGCGGGUAGAGGAACAGCAGAAGGAUUCACCUCCAUCACAGAAAGAUCAGAGGAAGAAGAAUUCCAGCCCCCCUGUUACAACGUGCAGAGCUCUCACACCCUCCACGCCCUUUGCACUGCGCCACAGCAGGCGCAAGGAGAGAAGGUGCAGAGGAGAGGAGGAACGCCCAGUGAACGCAGGGAAAGAUCAGAGGAAGAAGAAGAAUCCCCAGCCCCCCGCUUCCAACGUGCAGAGCUCUCGCACCAUCCUUGCCCUUCUUCCAAUCCUCAGCCUUGCCCGUGUUUCCCCUGCCUGUUUGUGUCGCAGAUCAGAGGAAGAAGAAGAAUCUCCAGCCCCCCUCUUCCAACGCGCAGAGCUCUUGCACCAUCCUCGCCCUCCGCUCUGCGCCACAUCAGGCACGGGGAGAGAGGGUGCAGGCGAGAGGAGGAACGGCGCACGGGCGAGACGGACGUGGCGGCAUUUGGACUUUGGCAACGAUCUCACCGCACUCACUGCAGACGGGCGGCGCGGCCGGAGCGCCGCCCGCACGCUGGGCUUCCGGGGCAGCUGCAUUCGUCUGCCAGCGGUGCACCGGCAGAUGCUGAGGCGGCUUCUAAGGAGGAUGAUGUUCCGAGGGGAGGUGGAGCAGGCGGUAGGGGUGCUGGCGGCUCUGAUGGAUGCGGAUAAGGAUGCUGAAGUUACGAGACGAGCUGUUGACGAGCCUAUAUGGCUGGAGUCCCAGCAAGCGCUGGUGCUGCUGCGAGAGUUGUGGCGCAAGGGCUUCAGUAGCAGAGGCAGUGGCAGUGGUGCUGCCAGUGGUGGAGGUGGUGGCAGCAGCAGCAGCAGCAGUGAGCGGCGAAGGGCAGAGAGGAGGCGACUGGUGGUGUUCAUGCGAGUGAUAGCUCUGAAGCAAGAGGACGAUGUGAGUGGUGAUGGGAGGGAAGAGUAG